Molecule: messenger RNA, 4206 nt
Organism: Patella vulgata (common limpet)
Lineage: Eukaryota; Metazoa; Mollusca; Gastropoda; Patellidae
Exons: 3
Coding region: 307-3072 (921 amino acids)
Biological process (GO): cell surface receptor signaling pathway; G protein-coupled receptor signaling pathway
Cellular component (GO): membrane
Molecular function (GO): G protein-coupled receptor activity
Source: RefSeq, a predicted model, not a curated record
AACUAGCUAGAUACUGCACAUCACAUAUCUUGUUAAUUAACUGGAAGUUGCGGUAGAGCGAUAAGUAUGAUGCUGGAUCGCUAUAUAGGGGUCCCGGGUUUACUCCCUGUUUUGUUUGGCCGUGAGAGUUCCUAGGGAUUUUCCAGUGCGGGUUCCCUUUGCCAGUGCUGCAGGACAGAGGACCCGACACGGACAGUGUCUAGUCGUUCGGAUGGGAUGAUGAAUUGAGAUCCCGUGUACAUAUAGACAUGCACGUAGAAGAACCAAUGUCUCCGGUCGAUCUCGAAAGUACGAUAUAACAACGUGAUGUUUACAGCGAAUCUAAUUAUUGUGUGGUGGCUUGUUUUACCAAUCUGUACAACCGAACCUUUAACCAAAGAUGUAAACAACGUCACCAGGCAGCCAGUUAGCCCGAACAAGCCAAACAACGUAACCUUCACAGCGGUUGAUAAUAAUAUUUCCUACGCUUUUCAGCUCAAAACUUACAAUGGCGCAGAUCGUAUAGAAAUCCACGCCGAUAUAGUCGCAUUAGCAAAAAAACAUCCUAGGUAUUGGACUGUGGAUCAACUGAUACGAUAUUUUCCCAUUGUACGCCUACUAGCAUGCAAUCAGCAAUGUAUAGGUGAGACGAAUAUAACCCUUGAGAAAAUAAGAAUACCGAAUGAUAUUAGAUGUGAGCCGUGUUAUUGUGACGAAUCGUGUAGUGUUUACGGCGAUUGCUGCAGUGUUGGUGCAAGGACGUCUCACAAAAAAGAUGGACAACAAUGCAUAAACAAAAUCAAAAACACGACAAUGGAAAAAGGAUUGCUAAUGAUGACGUCAUGUCCCGACAACUACACCGACGAUCAUGUGCGAGAUUUAUGCGAACUGCCAUCAGAUGGCUGUGGUGUAUUGCCUGUGACGUCAUCAAGUGGGAUAACAUAUUUGAAUAAAUAUUGUGCUGUAUGCAAUUAUGAUAAAGAUUAUAAUGACUGGCAACUUAAUAUGGAAGCCGGUAACAACAGACUUGACUUGAGCGACAUGAUAACGGAUGUGUUCACGUGUAGACGACGUACUUACAUAAAGCAGCCUUCCUUAGUACAGGACAGGGUAGUCCAAGCAAACACAUGUGACCCAGGUUUGAUAACCCGAUGUCAAACACCUCUAUUUUCAAGGGCUGACUUGGGUCCGAGCGAAAUAGCACAACUCCAGAAAUUAGAGAAAUUAGAGAAAAGUUACCAAUCAAAUUGUCAUCGACUCCAUGAUCCUAUACACACUUCAAAAGAUGGGAAUUUUUUGAAUAUUUUCUGUUAUGUUUGCCGAAUCUAUUACAACAGCCUAUCGCCGGCCAUAACCGGUUUAACAAACCUUAAACUUGAUGUUGUUCAUCAUGUUUCAGUUUAUCACCAUGUCGAGCUGGUUCGUCCAAUAGAGUCUAAUUCAACGGAAAGGUGCAGUCGUCCUGACGAGUGGUUUCAUCCGUAUCAGAAAAGAUGUUAUAGAAUGUUUUGCUCAGAUUGGUUAGUACUUCAAGCUGAUGAAUGUGUUCCCAUGCAAGGUGAUCGUGGGUUAUUGUACCACGUACUUAUUACAAUAGACGAUGGUCUCGUCACAUCACAAAUAGAACAUCUAACAAGUCGUAUAAAAAAGGAUUUGCGGACGUUAGGGAUUUCCAAAUAUUUAAUAUCUGUCGGAAUACUUGACGAAACAAAUGCGAAUUAUUCGUCUAUCCGUUUAUACUUUGCCCUCUACUCUUCUCAGUUCAAAACCUUAUCCAAAUUAUUAUCUUUUGUUCAUGAAAAUUGGACAUUUGGUCAACAAAUAACAUUAGAUUCGAUUUUAUCGCAGAGUUGGCGAACGUUACAAGAGAUCGUUUCUGAUGUUUUGUUGCAAAGUUGCUGUAAGCAAGAAAAGUUUGAUGAUUUCGAUUACAGUUCGAUUGUUGAACUUAAUGAUCUGUAUGUGUGUCCCCAUAUAUUGCAAAACGGCUCCGAAUUUGAAGACGUUGGCAAUGGCUCAAUAGCAUUGUUCAAUACAAGUUUAACAUUAAAUAUAGGGCAAUAUUGGAAUGGUUCCAAAGGUUUUAUUAAGAUCUGUGUAGAUACGCUUAAUGACAAGUGGCAGUUUUCUUUACAGCAGAGUAACACUGAAUCACCUCCGGAUGAAUAUCUCAACAUUAACAACACAAAACUGGAAUCACCCCGUGUUGAUUUUGAACAUAUGUUCUCCAUUUUCCAAUUAACUAUUCUUGUCGUGUCAUUACUUCCGUUAUUUCUAACGUUUCUAACAUAUUGCAUCUUCCCUGUUCUGCGGACAUUGCCUGCACAAAACAACAUGGCGCUCGUCGUUUGUUUGUUUCUGGCACAACUGCUGUUGGUGAUCGGAAGCUAUCUGACGACAGGCACUAUUAUUUGUAAAGUAUUUGGCGUACUUAUUCAUUAUUCGUGGCUCUGUGUUGUCUUUUGGAUGAAUGUCUGCUCAUUUCAUAUGUUUUCGGUGUUUAGGGCAUCAAAGGCAGCUAGAAGCUCACGUUCUCCUAAACGAAUGAUAAAAUACGUGUUGUACACUAAUGGUCUAUCCUUGCUUAUAGUUGUUAUGGUGAUUGCCUUGUCUUUAGUUUUUUACGGUACUAUUGGUUACGGCAGAAGGCAGUGUUACUUAGAUAAAACAUUUUUAGUGGGCGUGGCCUUUAUCUUGCCCCUGUCUUUAGUUAUUGUAUGCAACUUAAUUUUCCUAUCACUAACAAUAUUCUCGAUCAACAAGACCUCUAAAACGGCGAGUCUUGCUGGAAAAGAUCGGCAUCAUGCUAAGGUCUAUAUCAAACUAUCAACCGUAACCGGUAUCUUCUGGACAGUCGAUAUCCUCUCGAACUUUUUCUGGCGUGACCCUUUGAGGAUCAUAUCCACUAUCUUGAACUACAGUCAGGGUAUUUUUAUUUUUCUGUCAUUUAUGGCAAAUAGACGAAUUGCCAAAUUAUGGCUGGGUCUAUUUAUAAAAGAAACCCCUAAAAAUGGGCCUGCAACACCAAAUGUUAGCAAUAGCUCGAAAUCUGUAACAACCACAAAACUAACCGGCGAUGACAAUAAAAAUUAAAGUGAUUUAACUUAAAGGUGCAUUAUGUAAGAUUUAGAUAAUAGUUUAAAAAUAGAUUAUGAAAAGUGAAUAUAUUGAAAAUUUCAGUCAAAUUACUUAAUUCGGAGCGAAGUUAUGGCUGUUUGAAGAAUAGCGGAGUCUCGAUUGUCAUUGCUACAGUUGUUACGAUAGUAAGCAAGUCUUGAUUAUCCAUUUUUUUGAUUAAAUUAUUAAACGACUAACUUUUUUCAAUCCACUGAAAAUCGCGAGCAUCCGAUGUUCUAGAGAGUUGACUGUGGUCUUGUCAUGUUAAUAAAUGUCUAAUUAAUAAUUUAUAUAAACAUUUGAGGACAAAAGAAAGACCUGCAAUAAGCAGAUUUAGCUCUUACAUAAUGCAUAUUUAAUUCCGCAUUGACUUUCAAUGACAUUUAUGUAUAUAUUAAACUGUUCAUAAAUUUAUAUGCCGUAAAUAAGAAUGAAGUCAUAACGUUUGGUAACCAACGAUAAAGUGCUAUAUUUUGUAUUUGAGUUUGUUUGAUAUACUGUCAGUAAUAUAAAUACACUGUUUAUUUAGAGUUAUGGCAGAUUGUUAUUGUAUAUUGAGUUAAUUCGAUAUAUAGUUAUUACCAUAUUAUGUUUUUGCAUGUUGAGUUAAUUAGGAAUUUAGUUAAUAUCAUUUUAUUUCAUUCAGGUUAAGCUAAUUUCGUAUAUAGUUAUUACCAUAUUAUAUUUUGCAUGUUGAGUUAAUUCCGUAUAAUAGCCAUUACCAUAUUAUGUUUUGCAUGUUGAGUUAAUUCCGUAUAUAUAGCCAUUACCAUAUUAUGUUUUGCAUGUUGAGUUAUUUUCGUAUAAAUCCAUUACCAUAUUAUGUUUUGCAUGUUGAGUUAAUUCCGUAUAUAUAGCCAUUACCAUAUUAUGUUUUGCAUAUUGAGUUAAUUCCGUAUAAAGUUAUUAACACAUUAUGUUUUACAUGUUGAGUUAAUUUGACAUUUAGUUAUUACCAUAUUAUGUUUUUCUGAAUGUUGAGUAAAUUAUAUAGAUAGUGAUCACAUUUCGCAUGUUGAUUUUGUUCAAUAUUGUAUCGAAAUUUUGCUGGUUUGUUCGAUAUAGGAAAACCAAACGACCUAAGUUAGUUUUAGUUAGUUUUUUUUAAAA